This is a messenger RNA of Sipha flava (yellow sugarcane aphid), 7281 nucleotides long. RefSeq lists its product as uncharacterized. Lineage: Eukaryota; Metazoa; Arthropoda; Insecta; Hemiptera; Aphididae. Gene Ontology annotation, biological process: proteolysis. The transcript has 13 exons. Bases 557 to 6571 code for a protein of 2004 amino acids. The record is from RefSeq and is a predicted model, not a curated record. Gene Ontology annotation, molecular function: serine-type peptidase activity; dipeptidyl-peptidase activity.
UUCGCCGCUCCGCCAUCCCGUGUUCUUCGCUCGUCCACCCCUGCCGUACGUGCACGUAAGCCGUGAACGCAGCAUCCUCUCUCUUCUCUUACCCUCUCACUCCCUCUCACACCCUCUCACUCUUUCACUCGUUCGCAAACACGAACGAUCAAACGCAAGCACACACACACACACACACAUGCACGCGCGCGCGCGCACACACGUCAAUCGCGAACGCGAGCAGACACACGCACGCGAACCUACUCGCACGUCUCUGCGGCCGGAUCGAACUGCUUCGUGCCAGUGGAUUAACGAGAUAGCGUGUCGUGCCGUCCACGAUCGCCGCAAGCAGUCGAUCACCGUGUUCUACACGCCCGACGAGAAAUCGUUCGUCGUCAGCGACCGGUCGGAGGGUGCAGGGAUGACGGUGGCGAUCGCGAUGACCGUCGCGAGGCACAGCGAAUUGACGACGGAGAAAAUGCUAAGCGUUUAACCGACGACGGUUGUCGUCGUCGUCGUCGUCGUCUUCUUCAUCGUCGUCGUCACCAGUGCGGUAUAACAGCCGUCCGUAUCGGCCAUGGCCACCGAAUACAGACAACGUCCCGGCAUGGGUGAUCAUUUCGACGACGAGGAUCUUGUAAUGAACUCAGCGCAACAGCGUCGAAACUGGCGUGGUAUUCUCAUCGCUUUGAUGGUUAUCGUUGCCGUUCUAGCCAUGAUAGUCACGUCAGUCGUUUUAUUGACUCCACCUCAACCUGAGGAACUGUCGGAUUCUUAUUCGGACUUGGAAAACGGUGAUAGAUCGGGUUCGGACUACUAUUACAACCAACGGGCGAACGACGAACUUUGGUGGCGUCGUCGAGGCAUGAGAACAUUACGUUUAUCGGAUAUUCUAUCAGAUUCGGCCAGCAUCAAAAUAUUUAACGGAACGUGGAUUUCGGGUAACGAGAUAUUUUAUGUGACCAGCAACGGUGAUUUAGCUGUGAUGGAAAUCAAAGAUGACGGAACGGUUCAAACUACUAACCACAUAAUGUCGAAAAAAAUGUUACAGAAAUUAAAAAGCCAAAUAGUGUCGUUUGAAUUAUCACCUGAUCGUAAUCACGUACUUAUAGGUUAUGAUGCUAAAAAAUUGUUCAGGUACUCGAAAACUGCUCGUUAUACCGUGUACACUGUGUCCACCGGGCAAAUGACUCCUAUAAUGUUAGACGAAGGUCAUCAAUUCCAAAACGGUACUACUCAUAGUCUACAACCUUACCUGUUACAUGCACAAUGGCACAAGAUCUCGACAGCGGCGGACAAAAACAUUGAAUCAAUGGCGUUGAUUGUUGUCUAUCGAUACGACGUGUUUUACGUUCCGUGGUCGGUGAAACUGUCAACGAUAGAGAACGAUUCUGAUAAUGAAAAAAAAAACUCGACAGUGGACUCUCGGAUUUCUAACACAACUAGUUCCGACUUGCCAUCUUCCACCGCAACGCCUAAUGACAAAUAUGAUCAUGAUGAAAACAAUUCUUCUUCUAAAUUAUCGUCGACACCCUGGCCGUACGGUCCAGUACGCAGAAUUACGACGUCUGGUUCAACGGUUUCUGCUGUUGGGACAGUGAGCAACGGAAUAGCUGAUUAUCUGUAUGAAAUGGAGAUAUUGAAGAGGUCACCAGCCGUAUGGCCAUCUUCCGGUCGGUACUUGAUGUACGCAACGUUCGACGACCGUCGAGUGGGAGAAUACAAAUACUCGGUUUACAUGAAAGGUGGACUACAACGUGAUACAGACGAUGGCAAAGAAACCGAAAAUCAUUCUCGACAACAGAAACAACAACGGAAAAAGAAACGACGCCGGAGACGUAUUAGACGCAACGUAAAAUCCAAAGUGGCAACAGAUAAAUUAAAAGAAGACGAGACAUCCGAAUAUCAUUUGUACCCCGAAAUCCGAACCAUUAGGUAUCCAAAGGCCAAUACACCUAAUCCCGUUGUUACUUUAUCGGUGAUAGUCAAUCUCGAUCAACUCAGAAAUCCGCAAAUACAACCAAAAAUACGCACACUAACACCUCCACCUAUUUUUCAAUAUACUGAUGACUACUAUUUCACGGCAGUUCAAUGGGUGAACGACGGAGGAGUUGGUGGAAUAGGUGGCGCAGACGAUGACAAAUCGGGUGCUUCGGCAGCUGAGGUAUGUGUUGUAUGGUUGAACAGAGCACAAAACACGAGCGUGACUACAUUAUGCAAAUCGCCCAUGUGGAUGUGUCAAGAGACCCAAGUGAUCAACGCAGCAAGAGCUGGUGGUAACACCAAUGGUGCAGGAGGACAAGGAAGUAACAUGUUUGGUAAUGAUCAUGCACGCCGUCGGUACCGACGCAAUGGUGGUAGCUCACAAAAAUCACAGUCGGAAGCCGCUCAUGGAAUGACCAACAACAAUAACAAUAACGGGUCGACUUUCUAUCGAGAAGACCGACAUCACCACCGUCAGCAGCACCAACAACACCAACAUGGUCAACAUCAACACAACGGCCAUCGGAGCCGCCGACGACGUGCUGGAGACGUUAAUAACGGCAACGAUAAUGGAACGAAAGGCCACAGACAGUACGGGGGUUGGGUGGAUGCCACUGUAGGUGGAGCCGGAGGUGGAGUGGCGUCAACCGGUGGUGGUGUCAACGAUGGUGGAUUCGCUGUUUCAUCGUUGACAGGAGCCACGUGGUGGUCGGACGAAAUUAACGGUAACAACAAUUAUGACGGCGACAAUUUCGCCGGCGACGACGGAUAUGCCGGCAUAUCGGGUAUUGGCGACGACGCAGGAGCUGGAUACACGGUAGCUGCAUUAGCCCGAAGGGGAUGGGAAACGGGUGACAAGGAACUGACGCCGCGGGCCCCAGUGUUUGCGGCGGACGGUCAAGGGUACGUGAGCGUGGCGCCGGUGCGCGACGAAGGAUUCGACGAUAACGAAGAUCAAAGUGAUGAAGGUGGCGUGCGUCUGAGACGUCCGUCGUCGAAACAACAUUCGCAUUCACCACAUGACCGGAAUGGUAAAGAACGGUCAUCGCUUCAGUCACCGGUCGGAAAAUAUUUUGCUCAAGUGGUAGCCGUAAACAUAACGAAAAAGUUGUUAGCGCCUCUAACAUUUGGCGAAUUGGACGACGAUGACGACAGCGACAACGAUAAAGAAGAUAAAAAAAAGAGAAACGUGGUCACUAAGAGUUGGACAGUGGUCAGAAUUUUAGCAUGGGACCAACGGACCAAUAUGAUAUACUUCUUAGCAGUACCGUCAGGCCGCGGUGCACCACACCAUCGUCACUUAUAUGCAGUAAAGUUUACGCCUGCUGCGUCUUUAUCGGCUACAAAUGUUGAUAUUAGUACACGGGCGGGGCAUCAUCAUCAACAGCAGUACCGUAAAAAUACACAUCACAACACUCGUAGCCGUCCAGUAUGCUUAAGUUGCGAUGUAGGUUUUACCACCAACGUACAAGGGCGCGAGCGUCGUGAUGUUCCUGGAAAACAGAAUCGAAUGGACGAGGCUCGAGACGAUCGGUUGAGGCGACAGCAUCGAGAACGGUGGGAGAAUCAACAGGAAGAGGAUAAAGACAACGAAGAAGAAGAAGAAGUCGCCACUGCAGAAGAAGCAGAACUCCGUAGACAGCGAAAUCGUCGACAGCAACAAAAAAUGAAUAAUCGCGGUGCAAUGAGACAUUGCACAUACUAUGACGCUCAAUUUUCCCGAGAUGGUAGCCAUUACGCUUUGAUAUGCUUGGGUCCUUCGGUGCCUUAUGUAACAUUACACAGAAUCUUGAUGGAUGAUAGUGAUAAUGGUGAAGACAACAUCAAUGGUAGUGGCUUCGGCGAUGAAGUAGUUAGUAUGCCUCAAACUACACAGAAGUGGCUUAAAGAUCCUUCUUUUUCUUUUGAAUUCGUGGCACUCAUUGAAAAUAAUACUCGUCUACAGGACAAAUAUACGAACCGAGUAUUAUUACCCGGUACCAGAACAUUUCAGUUAAGACUUUCUGGUGGUCGUAAGCUGACAACUUCGGGUGGUUUACAUUUUAACGAUCCACUAGCGGCAGCCGAUUAUUAUAGCAAUGGUGGUGAUCAGCAACUACAUUUUUCAACCAGAAAACGUCCAGAUUCAGAUCCUUUAACCGUAGCUCAGGUUCGAUUGUAUCUACCACUUGGUGUUUACGACCCUGAAGCUGAUCCUCGUCCAGAAUUUAUGUUAAACCAUAUUAGUAAUUCUGUAGAAAAUACCAAAGGUAAAAUUGAUAAUGUUUCUGAAACUGCUACUGAAACCAGUGAUAGUCCUUCGACUCCUCACAGUCGUCGACGACGACAUUCAUCAUCAUCUCGUGAAAGUGAUAACGAUGGAUCAAAACGACAAAGACGACAACGAAAACAACAGCGACAUCGUCGUUACAAAAAAUUAUAUCCUCUGCUUGUAGUAGUAAACUCGGAUCCAGGAUCUCAAGCCAUAACUGAUCGAUUUGCUGAUCGACUUGGAUAUACGACGGGAUUAUUAUGUUCGGGUUCAUUAGGUAGAAUGCUGUUGAGUCCUGGUGGUGGUAAUGCAGCAGGUAUAAGAUACGGUAACAACGAAUUUGAUCAUCGAAGGCAGAAAGGUCGCAGAAAUCGUCGUUCCACAGCAACCAGAUAUUACUCCUCUGGUCAUUCAGAUUAUUACGAUGACGAUUUUUAUGAUUAUAAUCAAGAUGAUACCGAAGAUACAAAUAAUGAGUACGUUGUGGCUGUUAUAGAUCCAGGCCGAGGUACGUGGGCUCGAGGUUACGAAUCACUGUUGGCAUUGAACUACGGCGACGGCAAUGAUAGAUAUGAAGAUAUAAGUGGUAGUGAUGGUGGAAUAGGUAGAAUACUAGGAACGGCUGACCUUCGUGAUCAAUUGGAAGCAGUUGAGUAUCUGCUUUCAAGCGCUACUAAUACUAACGAUGAUUUCAAAGACAAUGGACAAGGAUAUUACAGCGAAGAUCGUCCUAGAGGAGGUCGUGGUAGUCGAGAUCAUUCUAGAUGGUUUUCGUCAACAUCCCAAUCGAAUAGAAGAUAUUACAGUGAUGACGAUGACUAUUAUGACGAAGAUGAAGAAUAUGAUGACAUCAAUACUAAAAACGAUAACGAUGAUUACUAUUAUUAUUAUUACAGCAACGGUGGGGAUAAUAGUGAUUAUGGUGGUAGUAGUCACGGAGAUGAUUUUUACAGGGAUAGGGAUGAUAAAAUAAGUAGAAGAGACCGUAGAAGUACCAGUGAUACAAAAGUAAAUUCUGAGGCACUAAGAUUGCCAUAUGUUGAUGCAUCUAGGGUGGCAUUAUUGGGUGGUGGUCCAACGUCGCCUUCGACCCCAUCAUCAAUUUAUGGCGGCUAUGCUGCCGCACGGAUGGCUUUAUGGCAAACUAUUUAUGGUGGUGCACCUAUGGAGAAAAAAGGCAGUGAAUCUAGUGGAAAUAGAAAAGAACCCGUAGCUAUUCACUCUUCAUUCAAAUGUGCUAUAACUAUGGCACCUGUGUGUUCGUGGCGUAUGUAUGCAUCAACAUUUGCAGAACGAUAUUACGGCUAUUACAGUGGGAAUGAUGAUACUUGGAUGUCAUAUGACCGCUCAGACCUAAUACCAUUUGCAGUAACAUUAAACGAUUCGUCUUUAUCACCAUCGUCACAAGUAAAAGGAAUUAACUUAUUAGUGAUGCAUGGCACAGCAGACACGACUAUCCAUCCACAGCAUUCAAUGAUGCUGGUCCGAGGAGUCAUGCAACAACAACAGCGCCAAUACUUUCCAACAGGUUUUACUGGGAGUCUAAGACGGCGAAAUAUUAAUUCAUCAGCAUCCGGAGGCAGAGUCACCGGGGGGUUUCCUACACGGACUGGAGCUAUUAGGAUAUCACAAUUAAUGACGCCAGAUGCAGACCUCAGUAAUUCAAGAAUGGCUACAGGGGUAGAAAAUAGUUUUCCAAUAAACCACAACCAUCAAUUGCUUCACUCGAUUUAUGGACAUAUCUCUCAAUACCUAGCUAACGAAUGUUUUACUAGUGUGGGUGAUGGGAGCAAUGGUCGAGGCAUCAGAAUCCGUGGUCGGCGUUUGCGAAAACGAAGAAGGAGGAGAUGGAGAACCGGCAAUCGAGAUCAAGAAAAGUCAGAUAACCAACAACCGCAACAAAGAGGAGAAGAACAUGAACAACGACCGCAAAGUCAACGUAGUGUCAGCAAUAAUGACGCUACUAAUGGUGAUGAUCGAGGUGGUAGAGGUGAUCGUAGUGCUGGUGGCAGAUACCGUCGACACGAUGUUGAUAGUAAUCAACAUAUUUUGGAAAGAAGGGUUAAAGAAGGCUUAGUAGCUAUACAAAUUAAGCCCGAAAGCAGUGGCUUAAAUUAUAAUAGUAGCACGAGCCGUAGUGGUUGGGGCAACAACUUAACGAGUGACUUCAGCAAUCUGCAUAACGCUAGGAUAAGUAGUAUUAACAAGGGUAAUAAAGGACGAGAAAAAGAAGAUGACGAAGAAGUAGAGGUAGAUGACGACAACGAGGGCAGUGACGAAGACUAUGAUGAUAGAGAAGAUAAAAACGACGAAGAUGAAGGUGAUAGUAGUGAUGAAGAGAUAGAUGAUGAUGAGUAAAUAACAUCACAAAAAUAGUGGUAGAUACGCACAACUAAUAUACUAUAUUGUUGCUAUUUACCGGUGGAUGAAUAGUCAGAUAGAAAAAAUGGCUAUCUCCCAAUAUGCGGUCUACCACAAAAAAUAUGCGGUCUACCAAAAUGGACGUGAUCUGCUGUAAUAAUAUUAAAAAUAUAAAUAAAAAAAAAUUUAUUUUAUUAAGGAUCCACAAAGCAUAAUUUCAUACCUCUAAGGAAAGCAUCAAAAAUAUUAUCAGUUUAAUUUUAUCAUCGCCACCAACACUCGGCUAAGUACCUCUCUAAGAGGUCUUCAUUAGUACUUCACAUUUUUUUAACGAUUUUGAGUAAAUAAUAGUUAAUAAUAGUUAAUAGUAAUAGUAAAUAAUAAUGACUGGAGAUUCCCAGCUAUUGGUAGAACACAUAACAUUGGUAGACCGCAUACUAUACUCAUAUUUAUAGUUACGUAGCACACCAAAACGGAGGUAGACCACAUAUUGGGAGAUAAUAAACUGAUCGAAAUAAAAAAAAGAGUAGUUAUCAUUUUAGAUAUUAGUUUGAUUAGAUUCUUUUCAGGUAUUUGAAUUUAUAUUCACGAAGAUAAAUUAAGUGUAUACUAAGUUCUAAGUAAAACAACAACAAUCAAUCAAAAGUGAAAAAAUGUUAAGACUUAUUUUAAACAUAUUAUUAGUAAGUAGCACUAUGGUAAUACAA